Molecule: messenger RNA, 5318 nt
Organism: Branchiostoma belcheri (Belcher's lancelet)
Lineage: Eukaryota; Metazoa; Chordata; Leptocardii; Amphioxiformes; Branchiostomatidae
Product: ribosomal protein S6 kinase alpha-3-like
Exons: 23
Coding region: 136-2367 (743 amino acids)
Biological process (GO): intracellular signal transduction; protein phosphorylation
Molecular function (GO): ATP binding; ribosomal protein S6 kinase activity; magnesium ion binding
Source: RefSeq, a predicted model, not a curated record
ACUCCGUCCUGCGAGCCUUGGACCCAAAAAUCCACCUUUUUCACCUCGGAAACUCCAGCUUUCCUCGUCGUCAUUUCCUUCCAAUUUCAGUGGAGUUACUGGGUGCAAGGAGGGGAGGGGGAAGAGGUAUCAGCCAUGCCACUGGCACAGUACGCCGACCCCUGGCAAAAGAUGCCCAUGAAAGAAGAGGCCGAGGGUGGCGCUGGCAGCACGGAAGAUAUGCUAGUCGACGACAACGAAGAAAAACAGGACCAGGAGCAUAAUGUGACGGAAUAUGAGAUCAUCAGUGUUGCUGCAGAAGGUGUAGUUGGGAAGGAGAAAGCCAGCCCAAGUCAGUUUGAACUUCUGAAGGUGCUGGGACAAGGCUCCUUUGGCAAGGUGUUCCUGGUGAGAAAAAUCCACGGCCAUGAUGCAGGGACCCUGUACGCUAUGAAGGUGCUGAAGAAGGCCACCUUAAAAGUGAGGGACCGCAUGCGAACCAAGAUGGAGAGGGACAUCCUGGUGGAUGUGAAUCACCCCUUCAUUGUCAAACUGCACUAUGCAUUUCAGACGGAGGGUAAGCUGUACCUGAUUCUGGACUUCCUGAGGGGCGGAGACCUCUUCACAAGGCUCUCCAAGGAGGUGAUGUUUACUGAAGAAGAUGUGAAGUUCUACCUGGCAGAGUUAGCUCUGGCGCUGGACCAUCUUCAUUCCCUGGGUAUAAUCUACAGGGACCUCAAACCUGAGAACAUUCUGUUGGAUGCAGAUGGACAUAUCAAGCUGACAGAUUUUGGCCUGAGUAAGGAAGCUAUCGAGGACAAGAAAGCGUACUCCUUCUGUGGUACUGUGGAGUACAUGGCACCUGAGGUAGUGAACAGGAGGGGCCAUAAUCACACCGCCGACUGGUGGUCGUACGGAGUCCUUAUGUUUGAGAUGUUGACUGGUGCCUUACCAUUCCAAGGGCAGAACAGGAAGGACACAAUGACUAUGAUUCUCAAGGCCAAACUUGGUAUGCCCCAGUUCCUGAGUCCAGAAGCACAGAGUCUGCUCAGGAUGCUGUUCAAGAGGAACCCACAGAACAGAUUAGGUGCUGGCCCAGACGGUGUAGAGGAGAUCAAGAGGCAUAAUUUCUUUGCCAGCAUCGACUGGGAGAAACUGUUGAAGAAGCAAGUGCCGCCACCUUUCAAGCCGGCCGUGACUCGGGACGAGGACGCUUUCUACUUCGACACAGAAUUCACAUCCAGGACACCUCGAGAUUCGCCGGGAGUUCCCCCCAGUGCCACAGCCCAUGAGCUGUUCAGAGGCUUCAGCUUCGUCGCCCCCUGUCUGUUGGACGAGGUAACGCAGGGACAGGCUCAACAGCUCGACAAGGUCAAGGAGAUACAGCGCCGCCCGCUUGGGAAGACAACAGCCUUCACAGAUGAGUAUGAGAUUAAGGAGGAUAUCGGACUUGGUUCCUACUCCAUUUGCAAAAGAUGUCUCCACAAGAGUUCUGGUCAAGAGUAUGCAGUAAAGAUCAUCGACCGGACAAAGCGGGACCCAGCAGAGGAAAUCGAGAUCCUCCUUCGCUAUGGCAACCACCCAAACAUCAUCACCCUCAGAGAUGUGUACGAGGCAGGUAACCAGGUGUACCUGGUGACAGAGCUGAUGAAGGGAGGAGAGCUGCUGGACAAGAUCCUCAGACAAAAGUUUUUCUCGGAGCGGGAGGCGAGCGCUGCCCUGCAGACCAUCACCUCCGCCGUCGACUUCCUGCACAAGAAAGGGGUUGUCCAUCGUGACCUGAAACCCAGCAAUAUCCUGUACGCGGAUGACUCCGGGUCCCCUGAGUCGCUUCGGAUCUGUGACUUUGGGUUCGCCAAGCAGCUGAGGGCCGAGAACGGGCUGCUCAUGACUCCCUGCUACACAGCCAACUUCGUCGCUCCGGAGGUGCUGAAGAGGCAGGGUUACGACGCUGCUUGUGACAUCUGGAGCCUCGGGGUUCUUCUCUACACCAUGUUGUCUGGGAGGACACCGUUUGCCCACGGUCCCAACGACACGCCGUCUGACAUCCUGGGCAGGAUAGGGGAGGGCAGGUUUAGCUUGGAGGGGGGCAACUGGGACUCUGUGUCUCCCCUGGCAAAGGAAAUCGUGCGUCUGAUGCUCCACGUUGACCCACACAAGCGCCCGACGGCCUCCCAGGUCCUCAACCAUCGCUGGAUCUCACAGAGGGAAACCCUGUCCUCAGACCACCUCAAACUCUCACACCAAGACAUUCGACAAGUCAAGGGUGCCAUGGCUGCCACCUAUUCUGCCCUGAACACCUCCCCAAAGAUGACCCUGGAUCACAUAGGAGCCUCCAAACUGGCACAGAGAAGAGGCGUGAAAAAGCUGGGCUCCACCGCGCUAUAGGAACGUCAGCUCCACUUUCAUCACGGUUCUCCCGGUGUUGUGUGCAACACUUUUCAUUUUACAACAUAAAAGGGAAAUUUGCAAAAGCUAUUGUCAAACUGGGCUCCACUGUAGUAUAAGACCUUCAAUGCCAUUUUCAUUACAUAGUUAUAUACAUAAAUUUGCAAAGUCAAGUAAGGCUCUGUUAACGUUGCCCUAUACACUCACACAUGUACACACUCACUCACUGUCCGGUUUAUUGUGAGUUAUAUAGUUUAUCGUCAGUUUAUAGGACCGUUAACCCGGAUUUCAUCAUUAUGUUUCAUUGAAAUUUACAAGUGACUUCACAGUCAUUUUCAACUAGUGGAUUCUUCAAAAGCAUCUUCUUUCUUGAGGUACAUUCUGAACUUUAUGGUACCAUAAUAAUUUUUUUUGUAAGCAGGUGUCUAAUGCUUAUAAGACUGCUUUCUGCACCAAAACAUAUUUCGUGGUCCUCCAUCUUUGAUAAUUCAAAAAAGGAUCUACACAAUUUUGUAAAUAACAUGGCGACGCGAACAUACAAAAUGUACAUGUAGAUAUAUAAUCUGUGUGCCCUACAAGUGUCUGCUUACACACAGUGCACACUGUAGGUCUCAAUUGGGAAGGUUUAGUGUCUUGUCUCCAUAUAGCUGUAUAUUCCAUACACUUACAAAUGAUAAAAUACUGAAAGUGCAUUGCUUGUAUGCAUCCUCUUAGUGUGUUCAGAAAAGUUUUGUUUUUUUUACCAAAAAAUGGCAAAAACGUUUCCAAACUGUAACCCAUUAAUUCCCAAAAGCAAUCUUGUGUGAUAGCUAGAAAUAAUACUAGUACUCAAAUCAUUAGAUUUCGAAUCAGUUUUUCCCAUUGUUUUGUCAGCGUAACAAGCAAGUAUUAGAGGAAGUUAGAAAGCCAUGAAAAGCCUUUUCUUGAUAAAAAUGCUUUGCAAAUUGUGACAAAGAAUCAAAAGAAAAAAAGUUGUGAAAAACGUCCCAAAAUUCUAGUGCCAAACAAUUCACUACCAUUACAUUUUGGCAUCGGACAGAGGCAAUGAUUUUUUAAAAGUACCGGUAAUGCAUUUUCAGAACCUGAGUAUUGCAUACAAAAAGAGAAGAAUAACCGCACUGUGCUUUGUGAUAUUACAUAGUUAACUUUUUGGAGCACACACAUAUCUAAAUUGCUGAUUUCAUUGCUUCUUGGAAAGUUGCAUAUUGAGGUCUGGAUGGCGUUUGUUUCUAUUCACAGCUUGAUAGAAAAGAACUUGAAUGUGAUUAAAUGGUUUAAGAUAGUGCUAGUACUGCUAAUUCUCUUACAUAUCAGUAGCCAUAAGGUUGAGCAAGAGUAGGACAAUCUUACAAUAUGCUCUUUUUUCUUCCUUAACUGAAGUUUUUUUUUUACUGUACUGUUUUUCCUUUAUCAUUCAAGAAAUGUAAGCUGUGACUUGAUAGUUGAAAAAAAUGUAAAACAGUAAAAGGUACCUUAAAAGACAGCUAGUGUUUGAAGUACACUUAGUAACUGUAUGGUUACAGCCCCUAUUUCCGACAAUUCAUGAUAAAAAUAUGUUCCAGUAACCCUACCCUGUGUUGAAGAACGUAGGGGAUUUCAGAAUUAAGGCAGUCCCUUGGCUGAUAGCAGAAAGACGGGGAAGUUUUGAGUCUAACAUGCUAUCCAUUCGACUUACACAUGCAAUGAAGCUGAAACACAAACAAAGUAGAAUCAAAUUAAAAAAGUUAGCCUUCAGCACUUGAUGCACAGGUCCAUAUUAUCAGGGAAAUAAGCAUUUCUUGAUAUUUUAGAAAUCUGAAGUUGAAAAAGAUUUGGAUGUGCAAACUGGCAUUUUGAUAUACAUUUUACUGUUAACUGUUCAAAUUAGUUUAUGAAGCAGAAAAACUUCAGAAAAGUUCAUCUGAAUAUCGGAAGAAAUUGUCACCAUUGUGGCAUUUCAAAGAAUUACUAAUGACUAGUUGAAAUUGGCUUCUGUACAAGGGUAGUAUUUAGUGAUCUGACGUUCAUUUUUAUAUUUGUUCAACCUUUUUUUAGUUCCAGCUAUGUAGAGAGUCUAUUAAACGACUACUUCUUGUUAGAAUGAAAAAAAGUUUAAAAAACUGAAAUACACAAAUGGUGGCGGUGAUCAUAUCAUACUAGUCUUUCACAAAAUGGAGUCCAGAACGAGUUGAUAAACUUUAAUGGUAUGAUUUGUUUUAAAGAGUUACAUGUACGCUUUGUAUUUCCAUCUAUCAUAUACACUAUUGUUCAUCCCUUCAUCCCUUUCAUAGUUGAAAAUAUCAUCAGUUUCUCCACAUAGGAACAAGGAUUGACAAUCAUGGGACUUGAGGAAAGAGCACUUUUUGUUUCUCACACAUUUUUGGUGUCAUCUCGUUUCAUGUAGUUAGCCUGGGAGUGUCAUUAAGAAAUGCUUUGAAGGGGUGGGUGAUUGGUACAUUAUAUAUAUAUAGUUAAAUGUCAAUUGUAUACUAUUUCCAAGUUAAGAAAUAUGGAAUUAUUUUUUGCUACUGUGUUAGUGAGAGACGGUGUAUAUGUGAUUGUAUGUGCUAGCAUAUGGACAGGUUAGCGUUUACAUUUUGUAGGCCGGAAAUGUUGGUAUAAAACGAGUUGCUGCCUUUAUCAAAAUAUAGGGAAUCGAGAGUUGGGCCACUCCAAUGUAUGUCUGGUUCUCAGAUAUUUCUAACAAAAAAAAACUGAGCAGUGAAGAUGAAAAUGGGCUGGGAGAAAACUUGAAAAAUCUGACUAUACUAUGUUCCCUAAAACUGUAACAACACAAACUUUCACACUCAGUUUUUACCUUGAUCUUCUAGUUCAGAAUUUACUCUUUAAAGCUGAGAACCAACAAAUUUAAUUGGUUUGGCCACAGCAAGUAUAGGGAAUUGACAGCUAAGAUGCUCUACAACAGAUAUAUUAUGGUAUCUUGUAACAAAGGUAUUUCUAAAAAAAAGAUU